AUGAGGCAGGAUCAGCCUGGGGACAGCGAGACUGCACUCUCUCACCACCAGUUGACCCCACUGCAGUCUCGCUGUCCCCAAGCUGCUCCUGCCUCAUGGCACCAGUGGCGCUGGCCCUCAUCCUGGGUGAGUGACAAUGGGGAUGUGGUGCCACGGGGGUUGGUGGCCCUGUGUGGGACCAGGAUCGUGUCUCUUGCAGGUUGGUGGUUGGUGGCAGCCAGCAGAGCUCAGCACGUGCCCCAACCCUCUCUGUCACUGCACCCCAGGCAGGGGGUGUCCCUGGGGGACACUGUCACCCUGCGAUGCCACCUGUCCCGGAUGGCUGCCUGGGUCUGGCUGUACCAGGACAGAGGUUGGACACACAACAAGUACAAGGACAAGGAGCAGGACGUGGUCGACUUCUUCAUUAGCACAAGUCGGGAACAUGCGGGGACGUAUCGGUGCCAGUACCACGUGUCAGAGCCAUUGGGGAUAUCAGAGCAGAGUGAUCCUGUGGAGCUGGUGCUGACAGCUGAACCCAACAGGAGUUCCAAGGCCAGUGAGGUCCAGGUGCCACCCAGUGACAACAAGAGGCUGACCUGCCCUGAGCUGCAAGCUGUGACCCCCAGCUUCUGCCGCCCUGGUGCCAGCACGGUCCCCCAGCACCCGGUUAUGUGCCCUGGGGUGGGCUCUGGGGGACCCCUUUGUUGUCCCCCACACCGGCUGCCUCAUUUUUGGAGUGCCCCUAUGGGGACAAACACCAGGUUCCCAGCUUGGGGCUCCUUGACGCCCUCGGCUCCCCCCAUCCCACUAAUCCCCCCCAAAGUGACAUCCCCAAAUUCCUACUGCUGUACACCAAAUCGACCCUAAUCCCACCCAGUCCCUAAACAAUCAUCGCUGCUGUUGAAAUCCUUCCUUAUCACCCCUGAAUAGCUUAACACCCCUGGACACCCUCAAAUCCCCCCAGUCCAGCCCCCAAACCCCACCAGCACUCUUGUAGGACCCUCACAUCUCCCAAAAUCUGCACCAAACUCCACCCCCCCCCUUAAGGAACCCCUCAAUUGCUCCCAACCAACCACCAAAGCCCCCAUAAAACCAGGGUGAUCUGUAACAACAGGUCUGCACCAUCCCAUGUGUUCAAAUUCCAGGUGUGCUCAGACAGGGGUGUGCACAAACACGUGUGCAUUGUGUGCACCUGCAAAGCGCAGGUGUGUUGUGUGUUCAUCUUCACACGUGCACAUCAUUCCCACACCGCUGCAGGUGCUCAUGCGCAUUCUGUGUGUGCACUGUAACACGUGAACAAUAGACGUACACAGAUGUGAACAUCAUGCUUUAUGCUCUGGCUCCGUGUGUGCACAAUGUGACGUGUGUACACCAAUACACGUCCCUGAUCCUGCAAACAUGCAUCCUUAGCACAUGCUC
Numida meleagris (helmeted guineafowl) is the source of this 1401-nucleotide messenger RNA. RefSeq names its product leukocyte immunoglobulin-like receptor subfamily A member 5. The record is from RefSeq and is a predicted model, not a curated record. NCBI's taxonomy places the organism in Eukaryota, Metazoa, Chordata, Aves, Galliformes, Numididae. The transcript is spliced from 5 exons. Bases 1 to 849 code for a protein of 282 amino acids.